Messenger RNA from Thamnophis sirtalis, 1944 nucleotides. Lineage: Eukaryota; Metazoa; Chordata; Lepidosauria; Squamata; Natricidae. The record is from RefSeq and is a predicted model, not a curated record.
AUGACGGUGCAAAGCGAAACAGAUGGAUUAGCAGACGUGAAAUUGACGUGCUAUCAACCAUGCUUCUUCAAUUCAAGCAAGACUCUUCCGUUACCCAUCAGUAGUCUUGUCUCAGGAUUCCUUAUUUCCUCCUCUAGAUCCUUCAUUGAGAUCUCUAACAACUGUCUCUCGCGGGAUCAGACCGAGCAGGUUAUCGAAUCCUUGUUCAAAGAAGCAGGAUUCCAAGACAAGGAGGAGCUCACCUGGGAGGAUUUUCACUACAUGUUGAGGGAUCAUGACAAUGCACUCCAGCGCACUCAACUUUGCGUCAAAGGAGUUCCAGAGAACCUCAAACAAAAUGUAAUCAACCGCGUGUCCUUCAUUAACAAGGAUCGAGAUAACAAUACCCAUCAGUCUAGUUCCACACUGGGAAUCGAGGACUUCAUGGUGACCGGAUUAGUGGUUGUUGAUCCCUCAAUGGAACAGAGGUUCCCUUGUCCUCCAGAUGCCCAACAGCUGAGUUCUAAUGAUCGGUUGAUCUCUUUCCAGUACAUCUGUGAACGUCACUUCCAGAAGGUCCUCAACAAAAGCUUGUUCACAGGCCUGCGUUCCAUCACCCACUUUGGACGACCACCUUUUGUGCCCUUUUUCUGCUCCUUGCAAGAGGUCCAUCCUGAGAUCAUUGUAGAGAGCAUUGUUGACUUGACCCUUCGUAGCAAAUACACAGGAAGCCUUUUUUUUCUUGAUUCAGGGGUCACCAACCUGCAGUUCCAGAGACCCCAGGACUUUGACUACAGGUCUGGACAAUGGGUACGGAUUGCGUGUUUGUCCCUGGGGACCAACGAGUACCAUCCUUUCACUCUGACAUCCGCUCCCCACGAAGACCUGCUAACUCUGCACAUCCGAGCAGCUGGACCUUGGACAACUCGCCUGCGGGAACUCUACUCGCAAGAAAGCAUCGCGGAAAUUGGCAAAUAUCCCAAGGUGAUCAUCCAUGGCAGCUACGCUGUGGUACAACAGCCACGCUUUCAUAUUUACUUCAUUGUCCCAGCGCUCAUCUAUGUCGCCGAUAAACUCCUCAGCCUUAGCAGGAAGAAGGUGGAGAUCAGCGUCAUUAAGGCUGAACUGCUCCCUUCAGGAAGUGUGCUCUAUCUGGAUGGGCCAUUUGGAGAAGGACACCAGGAAUGGAACAAAUUUGAGGUGUCAGUCCUGGUGGGCGGUGGCAUUGGAGUGACCCCCUUUGCCUCCAUCCUUAAAGACCUUGUCUUCAAGUCUUCCGUUGGCUCCAGAAUCCUGUGCAAGAAGGUGAGACUGGACCAACAGAGAUUGACCUUCCCAGAAGCUCACCUCUACACGGAGGCGCGGAGGGAGCGGUACCAGAGGAACAUAAUCCACCAGAAGAUCCAACAGUUCAAGAGGUUCAUUGAGAACUUCCGGCGCCACAUUAUCUGCGUGGUGAUAUUCUCGGCCAUCACCGCCGGCGUCUUUGUAGAAAGGGCAUACUAUUAUGGAUUUGCCUCCCCACCCACCGGAAUUGCGGACACCACCUUCGUGGGCAUCCUGAUCUCUCGUGGGGCUGGUGCCAGCAUCUCCUUCAUGUACUCCUUCAUCUUACUCACCAUGUGCCGGAACCUCAUCACAUUCCUGCGAGAGACGUUCUUCAAUCGCUACAUCCCUUUUGAUUCCGCUGUCGAUUUCCACCGAUGGAUCGCGACGGGAGCUUUGAUCUUCUCAGUUUUGCACACUCUGGGCCAUGUUGUGAAUGUCUACAUCUUUUCCAUAACCCCUCUCAGCAUUUUGUCGUGCCUUUUCUCACACGUAUUUAUGAAUGACGGGUGAGUAGAAAGUAAGAAUUAGUGGUGGGAUUCACUUACCUACCAUACCGGUUCGCGAAUGUGAGAGAACCAGCCAAAUAUCACCUCUGGUAAGAAUGCAAAGACAAGUGGUCAGUGUUCCAAGUAUCAU